CGCGCGCCCGCCAUGGGUCCCCUGGGCGACUCGAGCUCGCCAUCCGCAGACUCGGCCUCGGCCGACGUGCCCGCCCCGCGCACGAGCGUGUCGCGCCAGUCGAGCCGUCGCAGCCUGCGUGGCUCGGAACACCCGCUCCUCGCGUCGUCGUCGUCGCAGCAGCAGGACUCGCAGGGCACGGGCACGAGCAGCAGCGGGCCCUACGCCGUGUACAGCGCGGGCAAGCGUCGGGCAGCAGGCGCGAGCACCGGGUCCUUCACCUCGACCUCGCCGUCCUCGGCGCUCGUCUCGCCGGGAGAGGGCCCGCUCUCGCCGUCGUCGUCGAGCGCACCGGGCAGCACCAUGUCGUCCCCGCCGUUCGCCCCGACGAGCGCCCCGUUCCUCCCGCCGCUCGUCUCGCGCCCGAGCAACUCGAGCCUGCCGUCGCCCUCGGGUCGGCAGUACGCCCGCUCCGUGUCCGAGGCCAAGGAGCAGCUCCAACGCCAGGCCCUCAAGGCCGAGCUCCAGGCCCUCGGGCUCGCCGCCGAGAGCGCCGGAGCAGCGUUGGUCACGCGCGUCGCGAGCGUCGGCGCCGAGCCGGAGCUGGCAGGGCUGCAGGACCUCGUCUCGCGCGGCAAGGCGACACUGCUCCUCCCGGCGGAGAAGCUCGACUCGCCGUCGCAGCUCACGCCCGCCUUCCUCCUCGACCACGUCGUCCUCCUCGAUGCGCCCUCGACCGCCCCGACCAGCCACCACCUCGCCAUCGAGCGCGGCUUCGCGACCCUGAGCGGGCUUCGAGGCGUCCUGACGGGCGGCGAGCUCGUCUUUACGAGCUGCGGCGGCCUCGUCCUCGAAGGCGAGACGGUCGAGCGGGACUUGGCCAAGGACGAGACGCUCAGGGCGCUGCGAGGCGUCGCACCGCUUCCUGCGCCGCCAACCGGCACGACCUACCCGUCCAACAUGCUCAUCUCGGCCAUCACGCACCUCUCGGUCCCUCUCGCUCGCCCUUCCACCCCUUCCACGCCCUCUCCGCCUCCAACCUCGCGCACGACCAGCCGCCUAGCCGCCCUCUUCGCCAAGCAGGCCCCGACGCCCACGCCCACCGACUCGUCCGACCUCCCGCCCGUCGUCGCCGCACCCGCCGGCCUCCUCUCGGGCGAGGCCUCGCCCGCCGCCACCGACGGCGACCCUGCCGCCGCGACGCGCAAGGCCGCCAGCAUCGACGUGCCCGUCCUCGCCGUCGGCAAGGUCGUCCGUCGCGACCAGGUCGUCGAGGCCAUCACGCGCGCGACGGCGGCGCACAUCCGCCGCGCGGGCAAGGCGGUCCCGGGCGUCGAGGGCGACGCAGACGUGCUCGGCGAGCUCGCGGCAUUCGCGACGAGCCUCGGCCCGCCGCCGGCUGGUGCGGCGAGCGGCUCGAGCGGCGCGGCGGCGGCCCCGGCGACGACGACGGCGGCGGCGGCGGUGGGAGCGGGAGCGUCGGCGCCGGUCAAGGACAGCCUGUUUGCGGCAGAGCCGGCCGACGUUUCGGACGCGUACCAGGACGCCAUGCACCACGUCCGCCUGAACCUGUCGCGCAACCUCGGGUCGCCGACCGCCUCGAGCGACGUCGACGCCUCUUCGUCCUCGUCCACCGCCGCCGAUGCCGCCCCGUCGAUGGAGGACUUCUCGCAGCUCGAGGAGCGCGUCGACGCGGCGCUCGAGCAGCUCGAGGACCUCGCGACGUCGGUCCUGCACGACCGCCUCUUUGCGCCUCGCGACGAGCGCACGGGCGCGAGCGGCGGCGGCAGCCGGGACCUGCAGGAGGACGAGAACCUCGCGAGCCGGAUCGCGGCGCUCAACGUGCUCGAGCUCGGGCUCGACCACCUCGGGAUCGACCUCGGCGACGACGAGCACGGCGAGGAGCUGCCGGGGUGGGAGGGCAGGAGCAGCGGCCCGAGGGAGAGCUUGGAGGACUUGGCGGCGCUCGUCGGUCGUCAACUGAACCGCCUCGAGGACCCGCACGAGCGGACGCCGAGCGCCAAGCUCGCGAUCCUCGUCGAGUGCCACAAGGUCCUCGUCGACGGCCUGAGCAAGCUCCCGCCCGUCCCGCUCAAGAAGGACCUCGACGAGGCCGACAAGGCGUCGCUCUCGGACCACCCGGUCGAGGUCGAGAUGGACGACGCGUCGUCCCGCUCGAGUUCGCUGCCGCCGUCGCGAGCCAUGUCGCCGCCACCGCCGCGGCACCUCGAGCACAAGCAGUCGGACGACGAGCUCCUCAAGACGCCGCGAGCGCCGUUGCCCAACGAGGAGCGCGACGUGCCCGAGAUCAAGCUGCCCGAGGCCAACGAGCUGUCGACGUCCGUCCUCGACGCGACGUCCUCCUCGAUGUUCGAGCGUCCUGUCGUCGCCACCGCCGCACCCUCGCCUCCCGUCUCGAUCUUCGAGACGAAGCGUCGUCCGGCCUCGAUCGCCUCGACGACGGCCACCUCGAGCGCCGACCUCAUCCUUCCCCUCCUCAUCUACUCGGUCGUGCGCGCCAACCCGCCCCACCUCGUGUCGCACCUCCACUUUGUCCACCGGUUCCGGUCCGAGUCGCUCCUGCGCGGCCAGAGCAGCUUCUGCGCCACCAACUUUGACGCCGUCGUCGAGUUCCUCAACCACGUCGACGUGUCGUCCCUCGGCCUGUCGUCGUCCAAGCUCCUCGGCGGCACGACUGGCGGCGGCGGCGCACCCACCCCUUCCCUCGGCUCGUCGCCGUCAACCUCGUCUCUCGCGUCGCCGACGACCCGUCCUCGCGCCUACACGACGCCUUCGCUCCUGCGCUCGCGCGUGUCGACGACGGCCGACCAGCUCGUCGGCUCGGCCAACACGGCCCUGACCGGCCUCGUCGGCUCGUCGUACCACGCGCUGUUCGGGCCCAAGGGCCUGUCGGCGGCCGCACCUCGCAGCCUCGAGGACGUCAAGUCGGUCCUCGAGGGCGCGAGGGGCCGCGCGAGGGAGAGCCUGCCGUUCCGGCGCAGCGCGACCUUUUCGCGCCUCGGUGCGUCGCAGUCGCCGAGCGGGACCGGGUCGAGCGCCCGAUCGAGCAGGGCCAUGACGCUCGCGCUCGACGGCGACGAGAAGUCGGCGCCGCUCGCCGUGUCAGGCCCGAGCGCGACCCGGACCAAGGGCGAGGAGAUGGUCGUCGUCACGCCGUCGUCGCCUUCGGGCACGCCGUCUGCGCCGACGACGACCGCCGAGGCGUACGCCCCGCCGCCGCCGCCUCGUCACCCUCGCUCAACGGCCGCCGAGGCGCCGCUCAAGGACAAGGACGACGACGCCCGCUCGAUCCGCAGCGUGUCGUCGUUCCUCAACUUUCGCGACUCGUCGCUCGGGCGCGCACUCGGCGAGGUCCGCGACGGCGUCGUCGGCGCGGCGGCGGGUGCCGCUGGUGCGGCGGGCGCGACAGUCGGCGUCGCGGGCGGCCCAGCCGGGGCUGCUGCGGCGCCGGCGGCCGAGGAGCCGCGCUCGGGCUCGUUCAGCGGGCGACUGGCGGGCUUGUCGGGCCUGCAUCGUUUUGCUGGCGGCGGGUCGGCGGCACCACCGACGUCGUCGGGCCCGGCAGCGAGCACGUCGCCCGUCUCGUCACGCAGGUCGUCGCUCCUCAACCCGCUCAACGGCGUCGCGCUGUCGCCCUGGGCCACCUCGUCUUCUACAUCGUCGUCGUCCGCACCGGCACCCGCACCCGCCUCGCCCUUGCCUGCCCUGGCGUCGGUCGCCUUGCAGCCCAACAGCCGGUUCGUCGACGUCGGCUCGGCGGCGGACCUCAAGCUCGGCGAGAUCCAGCUCCUCCUCGACGAGUACAAGCGGCUCGCCAAGGCUGUCGUUGAGGCGCAGCAGCAGGGCGGCGAGCAGAAGCCGGCGGCCGGAGCGGGCGAGGCCGGGAUCAAGGAGGAGGUGGAGGGGGACGAGUAGAAGGGCAGAGCCUGCAUUGAGCAAACCCGCCUUGAGCUCUCUC
Molecule: messenger RNA, 3958 nt
Organism: Rhodotorula graminis WP1
Lineage: Eukaryota; Fungi; Basidiomycota; Microbotryomycetes; Sporidiobolales; Sporidiobolaceae
Exons: 3
Coding region: 13-3915 (1300 amino acids)
Biological process (GO): vesicle-mediated transport
Cellular component (GO): cytosol; endocytic vesicle
Molecular function (GO): guanyl-nucleotide exchange factor activity; small GTPase binding
Source: RefSeq, a predicted model, not a curated record